Molecule: messenger RNA, 10231 nt
Organism: Siniperca chuatsi (mandarin fish)
Lineage: Eukaryota; Metazoa; Chordata; Actinopteri; Centrarchiformes; Sinipercidae
Gene: tanc2a
Product: tetratricopeptide repeat, ankyrin repeat and coiled-coil containing 2a
Exons: 27
Coding region: 1189-7164 (1991 amino acids)
Biological process (GO): regulation of dendritic spine morphogenesis
Cellular component (GO): dendritic spine
Molecular function (GO): protein binding
Source: RefSeq, a predicted model, not a curated record
CUUUAUUUAAGACUUUUCUUUCUACAUUUUUAACAUUUUCUGGACUUAAGUGGAUUACAAUCUUCCAUCUUCACUGUGAUUUGUGGUCAGGCGCUCUUCUGUUCUUGGAAGAGGAGUUUCACUUUAAUUGCAGUAUUUCAUUGCUCUGCCGACCUUCAUCCAAGUUUUCCUUCAGUCUUUCUCUCUCUGGCUGUGUUUUUCCUCUGUUAGAAGAAAGAAGAGCAAACAGUAUUUCUAAACUUCCCUCGUGCUUCUCGACAAGUACCAGAUUACUCUCUGCGUUCAGCUCCUCCUGCAGUUGUUCCCUUUCUCUCCUGUGUGUGUGUGUGUGUGUGUGUGUUUUGGGUUGGAGGAGGGGAGGUUUGGAUUUGAGGUGCAGUCAGACGAGGGAGGUCGUCUUUCAGUCCAGAUAUGGAGGCUCCGCUGUUGAAAGAAAAACUCUGCUAACACUUGGAAACUUUACUUAUUGUGCUUCUGACCAAACAGGCUAUCAUCUGGGAGGAGAUUUACUCUUUCCAUCUCGUGCUUUAGUUGUUGCUUUCUCUCUUUGCUUGGUUUUGAGGAGGCUGUACCUGUCAAUGACAAGGAUUGUAUUUUGGGCUACAAAGGACAAUAAGCAGUGGAUUACACCGUCCAGAUCUGCUGUGAGUUGCAGUCAAGUUUCAAAGCGUGUGGAUUCUGUUUUCACCUCUGAAAGUAACAACGUACCUUUGUCCUUUACUGAACUUAAGAGGCGUUUGGCUGUUGCCACCGUAUUUGCAUGUUGGAUUAUCCUGCUUAUUAACUGCGGUCAUUCUGCUUCAGAAGUUCCUAGUUCCUAGAACCUCUAGUGUGUUUUUUUUUUUCCUAGAGAGUCUCUUUCUUCUCUUAUCUCUUCAUUCCUACCUCCUAUCUUUCUCUCCCUCUCUCCUUUGUGUACUCUGGAGAAGGAGGAGCUUAGGACCAAACAGAAGAGGACUGGAUAGUGAUGUCAUCAUGUGCAUUUACAUUUUCACCAAAAAAGCUUAAUGGAGAGGACAAACAGCACAACAGCACUUCAACAAACAAUGCUAACUGCUGAAUUAAAAACUUGCCUUCAUUCAUCACGGUAACUGCUGUUUUCUGGGGCAAUAGCAGCUCUUUGAUUUGUUAACUCCACCUCUACAUGGAACCACUCUGAACCAAUCAGAAGCCCACUGCCAGCUAGCUAUGGACUGCACGGCGGCUAUUUUGAAAGCAUGCGCCCGCUCCAGAACCAAGUGGUGUCGGCAUAAGCGGUCUUCCGUCCAUCGCCCGUGGAGACUGGCGGACGACUGCAGUUGCGGUAGAGAUGUUGUGGAGGCGGGGGUCGUCAGCCAUGCCUCCUCCCUCCUGCGGCGCUUGCUGUUUUACGUGUGCUGCUGUCUUUCCCACGAGGAGAGCUCUGAGCUGUGUCGGCAAUGGGUGGAUCGUCCUGGAGGAGGAAGAGGAAGAAGUGAGGAAGAAGGUGAGGAUGAGGAGUUAGGACCCCCCCCUUCAGUAGACGAGGCAGCUGAUGCUCUGAUGACCAGGCUGGGCUUCCUGCUGGGGGAAAAGAUAAUCAGUGGAGAGCCGGGCUCCCCUUACCACGCCCAGGAUGAUGGACAGAGGAUCUCUCCUUCCUCCAGUCUCGCCAGUAGCAGCAUCUCCCCCUGCUCCACACUGCAGCCACCUGCUGGAGGGGAGGGCGACAACAACAAGCAUGCUUCCCCCAGCCAUGCCUCCGUCACCUCCCCCACCUCAACACUGGAGAGCAGAGACAGCGGCAUCAUAGCCACGUUGACCAGCUAUUCUGCUGAAUCGGCAGCAGAGAGAGACAACAGCGCCAAGUACCCCGGCGAUGGUUACCAUGGCAGCAGCCUGAACCUCUGGCAGCAGGGGGGGCGGCCGGUGGUGGCCUCUACCUCCUCCUCCUGUAUGAUAGCAGCAGGAAGAGCGAAUGACGGCUUCCUGUACAGGGUGGAGGACAACAUGGCCGCCUCCACUUACAGCCUCAACAAACUCCACCCAGACCGAGGCCCUGGCUCCGCUCGCUCGUCAGGCUCCAGUCACUCCAUCCCUCCCUACCUCAUGCCCCGCCCUAAUUCAGUUGCUGCCACUAGUUCUGCCCACCUUGAAGAUCUAGCCUAUCUGGAUGAGCAGCAGAGACACAUCCCUUCAAGGACGUCCCUCAGAAUGCCCAGACAGAAUUCUGGGAGUCGUAGUCAACAGGACCACAGAGUUCGUUUCACUCCCUCUCUCAACCUGAAGCCCCUCUACUUUGAGGUUGCUGGUCUGGUGUCUGAUUGGCUGUUCACCGGCAGGGAGUGGCUCUUCCAGGAAGUGGACGCACGUCUUCGCAGCGGUGACCCAUCAACCAGUCGGGGUGUAGUGAUCGUCGGCAACAUGGGCUUUGGGAAAACGGCCAUCAUCGCCCGUCUGGUGGCGCUCAGUUGUCAUGGAAAACGCAUGUGGCCAAGCGCUUCCGGCAACCAGACCAUGCCUAAAAAUGUAGAGGCGGUUUCUUUCUCCCACGAUUCCCUGGGAAGAGGAGGAGUAGGAGAUGAAGGAGGAGGAGGAAGCUGUCCAGGGACUCCUGAGAUGAGGAGGAGACAGGAGGAGGCGCUGAGGAGGCUUGCAGGACAGGUAGUCUCGUAUCAUUUCUGUCAGGCUGAUAACUGUCACACCUGUCUGGUUCCGGAGUUCGUCCACAACAUGGCGGCGAUGCUAAGUGACGCCCCUCAGCUGUCGGCCUAUCGGGAGCUGCUGCACCGGUCGCCACAGCUACAGAGCACGCUUAGUCUGCGCUCCUGCAUCCAGGAUCCGAGCUCUGCCCUCCAGAGAGGAAUACUAGAACCACUGGACGCCCUCUACAGAGAGAGGAAGUUGCACGUUGAGGGGGCGGGGCUUAUUAUACUGAUUGAUGGGCUGAACGAGGCAGAGUUCCACCGGCCGGACUACGGCGACACGCUGACUUCCUUCCUGUCCCAAAACGUCCAGAAAUUUCCUUCCUGGUUGAAGGUCAUUACCACUGUCAGGACCAGUCAGCAGGACAUCACUGGUUCUCUACCUUUUCACUGCAUCUCUCUAGACAGGAUGGAAGAGAACAGCGCUAUAGACCAGGACCUGCAGGGUUACCUGAUGCAGCGUAUCCACAGCAGUGCUGAGAUCCAGAGCAAUGUGUCGCUGAGCAAUGGUCGCCUUGACAACACAGCACUAGCCAAGCUGAUCAGCCACCUGAAGAGCCUGAGCAAGGGCUCGUACCUCUACCUGAAACUGACCCUGGACCUGAUAGAGGGAGGAUACCUUGUCCUAAAGAGCUCCAGCUUCAAGGUGGUUCCUGUAAGUCUAGCAGAGGUCUACCUGCUGCAGCUCAACAUGCGGUUUCCCACCCAGUCAUCUUUUCAGAGAGUUCUGCCACUGCUCAAUGUUACUGUGGCAUCACUGCACCCACUGACCGACCAGCAGCUGUUUGAGGUGGUGAAUGCGGGCACUCUGACUGGAGGAAUGCUGCACUGGGUGGAGUUUGUGCACCGCCUGGAGCAGCUCUCCCCUUUCUUGCUGCGGCGAAGCGACGGCAGCAGGAUGCUAAACCACGCCUCCUUCAGGGAGUGGCUGAUGUGGAGAGAGGAGGGUCAGGAUGACAGGUUCCUCUGCGACCCCAGGAGCGGUCACACUCUCCUGGCCUUCUGGCUCUGCAGACAGGAAGGAAAGUUGAACCGACAGCAGACACUGGAGCUGGGACAUCACAUCCUGAAGGCUCACAUCUACAAAGGUCUGAGUAAGAAGCUUGGGGUUUCCUCCUCAGUUCUGCAGGGGCUGUGGCUGUCCUACAGCACGGAGAGCCUGAGCCCCGCUCUCUCAUCGCUGCGCAACCUCUACACCCCCAACAUCAAGGUGAGCAGGUUGCUGAUUAUGGGUGGGGCUGAUGUGGAUUUCCGGAGUGAUGUCCUCAACAAUGCCCCCCUGCUGUGUGUCCACGCACACCUGGGCCACAGUGAUGCUGUGGCACUGCUGCUCGACCACGGAGCUCAGGUGGAUGCUCAGUCACAUGAUGGUUUGACUGCACUUGGAUUCGCUGCUGCAGCUGGACAUCUGGACAUCGUCAACAUGCUGAGUCAGCACAGAGCUAAGGUGGGUCAUGUGGACAGCUCAGGGCGGUGUGUGUUGGUGCACGCGGCUCAGCGGGGCCACCUCGAGGUGCUGCGCUUCCUGCUAAAGCAUGCGGACUGGAACUGCACUUCCUGCUGCGGCCAGAGGGGGGCGAGCAGGUGCCAGGCAGUGCAGCAGGCUCUGGUUGCAGCAGCCAGCAUGGGUCACACAGAGAUGGUGUCAUACCUCCUGGAUCUUCCAGAGGAAGACGAGGAAGAGGAGGAGAGACCUGAGAUCAACACACCUGACAUUCUGUGGGGAGAGACAGCUCUGACAGCAGCAGCAGGAAGUGGCCGGCUGGCUGUCUGCAGGCUGCUGUUGGAUCAGGGGGCUGCUGUUGAGCAAGGCAACAGGCGGAGUGUGGCUCCGCUCUUCAGUGCUGUGAGACGUGGCCACUGGCAGGUGGUGGAGUUGUUAUUGAAUCACGGGGUGGAGGUGAACAUGGUCGACCAGCAGGGUCGAACAGCUCUGAUGACGGCAGCCUCAGAGGGACAUAUGACCACUGCCCAGCUGCUACUGGAUCAUGGAGCCUCUCUGGACCAGACAGACAGGGAAGGGUUAACGGCGCUGAGCUGGGCGUGUCUGAAAGGCAAGCUCCCAUUGGUCAGAGAACUAGUGGAGAGAGGUGCGGCCACAACUCAUGCUGACCGCAGUGGACGGACACCUCUGGAUCUGGCUGCCUUCUGUGGUGACCCAGAAGUGGUGCAGCACCUGGUGGAUCAUGGUGCAUCGGUGGAGCAUGUGGAUUGCAGCGGGAUGCGUCCUCUGGACCGAGCGGUCGGCUGCAGAAACACUUCAGCAGUCAUCGCUCUGCUCAGAAAGGGAGCCAAAAUAGGACCAGCGACCUGGGCCAUGGCGACCUCUAAACCUGACAUCUUAAUGGUUCUGCUAGGUAAAUUGAUCCAAGAGGGAGACAGACUGUACAAGCAAGGUAAAGUGAGGGAAGCUGCUCACUCCUAUCAGUCAGCUCUCCAGAAGUUUCCAGGGGACGAACUGAAGACGUUCAGACAGCUGAGAGUGUGUGUGCUGCUCAACCUGUCACGCUGCCGCCGCAAGAUGAAUGAUUUUGGCCUUGCUGAGGAGUUUGCUACCAAGGCGCUAGAGCUGAAAGCGAAAUCCUACGAAGCCUUUUAUGCCCGAGCCCGCGCUAAACGCAGCCGCAGACAGUUCCAUGCAGCCCUGGAUGACCUGAUUGAGGCCAGCCGCCUGUGCCCAUCCAACCGGGAGAUCCAGCGCCUGCUGUCCCGGGUCAAGGAAGAGUGCCGGCAGGUUGCACAACAACAAGACUCUCCCCCUCCUUCAUCACAUCAUGUUUAUCAACAAAAUAUGCCCAUGUCCAUCAAUGAGGCCAGGUGUAGAGAUUCAGGUUGUUUGCAGGUGCAGGACAGGGAGGGGCUUACCGAGGAAGAGGAGGAGGAAGAGGAGGAGGAAGAAGAGGAAAGUCACAGGGAAGGAGAUGCUCCUCCUCACUCCUUUCACCAUCCACCUGUGGUUCAAGGUCUCGACACCCACUGCUGCCCUGGGGUGCCAUCACCUUCCUCCCUCUCCCCCACUCACCUGUAUCGUAACCUCCCCAGCCCAUCCCACUCCCCGUCCUCCUCUUCUCCCUGUCACUCUGCGCCUCCUCCUCCGUCCUCCUCCUAUCACCAUUUCAGCCCUCCUCCCUCUCCGAUGCAGCAUCAGCAGCGUGCCAGCCCAAUGUCGGAAAGCAUGCCUGCAUUGUCAGGAAAUGGAGGUCUGCACCACCAUCCGCAGGCCAUCUCAGCCCUCCACUACUCAGACCAGAACCAGGGAGUGCAGCAGCACCACCAUCAGAGAUCCUUCCAGAAGCAGAACCCUGUUCAAGGCCAGUGGCUCCAACCAGCCAAAGUCCAGGUUGUCAGAACCAGUCAGCCCAGUUCCUCGGCCCACUCCAGCAUGAUUUUGGGAAGUUCUGCCUACUCCCAGUUUGGCCAACUGCCGCAAGAACUGUCCCAGCUAGGGGAAGGCAUUUGCCCGAGCCCCCGAGAGAUCAGGCCUAGCCUGCAGGUCCAGGCUGGUCUGAGCUCUGGAGCUUCAUAUCCACUAGAUGAUGUGGAUGUUGACUUUGUUUGCCAGACAAGACAAGCAUCUGCCUAUGGGAGAGAAGGAGGAGGGGAUAGGGCAGGGAUAAAUCGAUUUGGCCAGGCCCGUCAGUUCAGCCGCAACCAAUCCAAAGCAGCCUACUACCCCAUGGAAGUUACUGAGGCAACAAUGGGGCCUCCUGAUAACCUUCCAUCAUCACACGAUUACCAAUACCACCACCAGGGGGGACUACGGCGCCCACUCAGUGCCCACCCAACCUCCUCCCCCGCUCCUCCCCCCAGGCCUCUUGUCCACUCUCAGAGUAUCAGCGUCCGGCAGCCCGCUAAUCAUGGCCCAGGCUUCAGGACCUCAGCCUCCGUCCAGCACAUGGAUUUACCUUCAGAUCUGGCCUCUGUGGGAGGAGUUACUGGUUACCACGACGACCUCUUUCUGAUCUCCUCUCCCCAGUCAGAAAUAUGCAUGGUAGGAGGCGGGACUUAUCCUGGAGAGGCGGGCCGUUCGUCUAGGAACACUCCUUUUAUGGGCGUCAUCGACAGGACCGCGAGGGUGCACCAGCAGUAUCAACAACAAGCUCCUUCCAGUUCUGCAUCCUGUCUCAGCCCUACUCGCUCCUGGGCCGUGUCUUCAGUGGACACGGUCGUCACCUCACCUAGCAAAACCCCUGUCAAUCAAGGAGGCUUCAGUCAACCCCAGUCAUCCUCCAUCGCCUACCACAACCGCAGCAACAACAAUGCCCACAAUGGUCACCUCCUCCGUGACAACCAGCUCGACUACUAUGAGGUGCAGCCGGGCAGCAGUCCUCAGGGCGAAGGCUCGGUGCAGGUCGCCAGUCAGAAUCCCUCGUAUCUGGAUGUGAAGCUGGCUCGAACGUUGCCGGUGAUCCACAGCUACUCAGACAAACCGAGUGACAGACAGAUAGGCCCUACCUCUCCUGUCAAACCAAAAAGACCCUUUGUAGAGUCCAAUGUAUAGAGAAAAGUUUAAAUGUUAAGUCAGAGACAAGGGAGGAGGGUUAGUGAAGAGUAGUUAAAAAGAAUUGAGUGCACUCAUAUAUUCCAAGAAUCACUGGGGCUAUGGAAUUAUUAAGGCUGGGCUAUGCUUGAAACAAACUAGUUCGUACGAAGUGUACGACAUUUGGAGGGGCAUGUUGCAGUAAUUGUUCAAAUGGGGAUAACCAGACACACUUUGUCUCUCCUUGAAGGUAUUCAUGGUUGCCCUUGGUUGUACACAGGAAGAGUGAUUAAAGUAGUUGUGUGAAGAAAGAGAAAAGAAAGCUUGAGAAGUUCAAAUUCUGCCUACAUUUUCACUUCCGCACACCUGGCCUCGUUGCGUGAAGUGGGCGGGCUUGCUGGAUUGUCGGUUUAGGAAAGCAAUUCAUUUGAAGUAUACUGACUCCUUUUUUAUUCAGAAGAGAUAGGGGAAAGCAGUAGUUAAACAUAAAAGAUGAUAUGGAACAUAUUGCCUGUUACAGGUCAGGUCUGUCAAUUAACCAGCCAGAGACAAAAGAAAAGAAGCAAGGACCAAGGGAAUGAGGGAAGGACGAGAGUGCUUAAACAUGAGACAGCUCCUGCCAUUAUAAAGCACAGUGAGGAAGAGGAAGAUUUGGGGGAUAUCAGAAGUAAACACAAAAAAGACACCAGAUAGCACCAAAAUCCUUCCUUCCCUCCCUGUUCGUCCCUGGCUUACAGUACAUUUCAAAACUGAAGUCACUGAAUGACCAGAAUGCACUGCUCUAGAGUUUUUCUGCCAAGUUCACGUACACGACUCUAGACAGUGACGUUCAGUCAGACAAGAGCGACGCAAAAGCACCACUAUCACCUUUGUCCGCUGCUGACGGCUUUAAAGAAGAUUUUCAUUUCAAGUUUGAAGCGCUUAAAUGAUACGACUGGAACCCUGGAUACAGUCACUGCAGGAUCCAGGCUCUAAAACUUGUGCCAGUCAGAUGCUGGUCAGUGACCAGGUCCCAAGCCAUAGUUUGAGAAACUAGGAUGAUGCUGUCAUUGAAUAAGCACUGACUUGCUGUAUAUAAAACGAAAAUAAGUGAUAUUUAUCUUUUUUAAGUUAUAUCUGUAUUAAACUGUAUAAAUAUUGUUUCUCUUAAAACUGUAUAUUCUUUUUGGAUUUGCCUUUAUAUGUUUGUUUUGAGGGUUUUUCACACAGAACAUAGAAAUGGAAGCCUUCUUUUCAAAGAGACAAAAAAGAAGAGCAAAGUUGAAGUCCAGCUUUGCUCAGUUUUGGGUUAACAACCCUUCCUGAUCUGCAAUGAACAUCUUGUAAAAAUGCCUUUUAAGGUUUUUGGAUUUUUUUUGCUGAGUUAUUUUUGUUUUCUAUAAAGGCCUUUUGUAUUCUGUAAUCCUAAAGGUCCUGAUUUAUGCAAACCACAAGAAUCCCAACUGAUAUACCAGGGCCCUUUAUACUUAUUGCCAUGGAAACAUACAUGCAUACAUGCCCCAUGAGCUAGCGAUUGGCUCCUUCUACUGUAAGUAACUCAAUUAAAGCCAACUGACCGUUCGCUAAACCCCUUCCCCCAAAACAGCGAUUGUCCAAUCAUAGCUUAGCAACUGUAACUAGGCAUGACCUGUCAAGCUCUGUAUUUCUCUGUCAUGUUGAAGUUGGUGUGCAUGGAGCUGUAGUAAAAGCGAUGCUCGACAUAAAGAGUUUGGAGAGUGGUAUAUAUUUUUUUUUUCUAGCCUUUCCAAACCAAAAACACAACUGCAAGUAUAAGGAAUGGAUUCCACAGUGGGCUGCUUAGCACUGCUCUAAAGUGAGCUGCAGUCAUUAGGAGGAGGUGAAAUGCCGCCUCCUAUUUGUUUGGAGCACAACACAUUACACGUUGUACCUUCAAGGGAACGUUAGCAGCUCGGCUCUGCUCCCUUAUCGUGUUUCGUAAAGUUUACCCUCCAGCAACCCCAGCCAAAUGUGUUCGUUUUUAAAAAAAGUCACAUGGAGAUGCAGUUUUCAACCAACUCAUGGAGCUAAUGUUAGCUUAAUGAGCUAGCUAGCUACAGCUGUCAAAAUCAGCCAGCGAACGUUCUCAUUUCAGAUGGCAAAAGAAACGGUUGACGGAUAGAAAUAAGAAAGCUGCUUUUGUUUACCUCUGAAAUAAAGGACCCGUUGUUUCAGACAUUACUAAAAACUUUGAGUAGUAAAUCUGUCACCCUCAUUGUAAACAGAAUAUUUGCUGUGUGAGAAUGGAAAGCUUGACAGGCGUAGCGACAGUAACAAGGUGAGGGGGUUCGCUAAUAAUCAAUUCCGAGGCUAGCUUUCCAGACGGGGGUGUGACUUUUUUUCAGAAAGUUGGACUAAGCUUUCAUUUUUUUUAAAUGUAUUUUAAGCACAUGAAUGCCUGUUUUUUUGUACAUUUCUUUUUAUGUGUUUCUAAUGAAUCAGCAGCUUGGUUUCAGAGUUGCUGAUGCUAAUGGAACCUCUGACCUCUCUGUCACGGUACAGUCUCUGCGACCACUGCCCUUAUUUCUUACUGCUCAGGAGUUUCCAGCUGUGAGAAGAUGUGCUAAUACUUAAUCACUCUGGUUCACACGCCGUUUUCAUGGUCGGACUGCUGGGUAUGAUAUGUAGUUCUGGCCAGUUAGAAUGAUGAAGUACGUUAUUAGCAAGUUGAUUGGAUGUUUAAGACUAGUUUAAAAUUAAUUAAAAAGAUAAAGCGUGGAAACAGCUCGUCAUAGUGCAUCAGUGUUGCUUUAAACCCUUGAUCAGCCGGAUGACAAAUUGUCCGUAAUAAAACAAUGUGCUGUGCUGUACAUGUAGGAUGUAACCCCGAGCCUGCUUAGGGGUCCCGAGCCCCGAGUUUGAAACAUCACAGGUAAUCGAGCAUUACUCCACCUGUUCCUACCUGGCGGUGUGUGUUCCGUUAGUGGGUUUACUGUGGGCUUUUUCACUGUGUGUAAGAUAAGUUAAUAUUUGAAACCCAGGACGGUUACAAUAAGAACAUCAUUAUUAAACAUUUAAAACAACAUGAAUGUGUUUUUAAUGAGACUGCUGAAGUAACAUUACAAAGAAGAAUAAAGCUGAAUGAAAGACA